AUGAAUUCAUUUUUAUCAACAUCAAAAUUUAAGGACGUCGCAUUAAUUUUUGCUAAAUGUGUACCUAUUUCCGAACAAUUACAAGCUGUUCUAUUCGAUAUUUAUAUUGAAAAUACAAAACGAUAUGAUACAAAACCAUUUGCUGAUGUAACAAAUGUAAGUUAUUUUAAAGAUGAAGAUGAAAUUUUAUUUGAUUUAGGUACCGUAUUUCGAAUAAUCGAUAUAGAAUAUGAUCUUCAUGAAAAAAUUUGGAAUAUAAAAUUAAAAUUAAUUGGUAAAAAUGAUAAUAAAUUACGAAAUGUUUAUGUUUCAAUAAAACGUCUUUUUCCUAAAGCAACAACAUUUAUAUCAUUGGGUGUUAUAUUACGCGAUAUGGGUGAAUAUGAUAAAGCUGAAAAAUAUAAUUUAGAAUAUUUGAAUACAUUAAAUGAUGAUAGUGAACAUAUUUCACCUAUUUAG
Molecule: messenger RNA, 459 nt
Organism: Didymodactylos carnosus
Lineage: Eukaryota; Metazoa; Rotifera; Eurotatoria; Philodinida; Philodinidae
Source: the annotation of a GenBank genome assembly